CACGGUAACGUUCUCGAGAUAAGGGACAAUUAUUAGCGGAAAAAUUGAUUUCGAGGCGCAGGAUUUCGCGAAUAGGAUAAAAUUAAUCAAAGUGUACUUUUUGGCUCUCGAUAUUCCAGCGAGAGGUUCCUGCGCAGGUUAACGGCACGCGUCGACCACGAAUAUCCUCGCGCGAGCGAUUCCGCGUAGAGAAGUGCGCGGCGCGGGACGUCGCGGAUAAUUCGAAUCCGCCUUUAGCCGCCGAAGAUGAGUCUGCGGGUUCGGGGUCCGUUCGCAUCUCCGGUUUGUUGAUUUUGAGUUACCAUAAAAAAGUGUCAUGGCGUCUAGGGUCCAUGUGGACAACACGGUGAACGAACGUCGUUUGCGGCCGAUUUAUGACUGGCUGGACAAUGGGAACAACAAGAAGGCUCUGCAGGAGGCGGACAAGGUGCUCAAGAAGCACCCGAGCAAUCAGUGCGCCAGAGUGCUCAAGGCGCUGGCACUCCUGCGGCUUGGCAAGGAGAAUGAAUGCCAGGUUAUCAUAGACAAAGUGCGGUCUGAGGUGCCCUGCGAGGACUCCACUUUACAGGCCAUGACUAUCUGCUACAGGGAGAUACAACAGCCCGACAAAAUUAGUGAGGUUUACGAGGCUGCUGCGAAGGCAGAGCCGAAUAAUGAGGACCUUUUGACGCAUCUGUUCAUGUCGUACGUUCGCCUUGGCGAUUACAAGAAGCAACAGCAGACAGCUCUGAAUUUGUAUAAAUUGAAACCCAAGAAUCCAUAUUACUUUUGGGCAGUUAUGAGCACAGUGAUGCAAGCUAUUUAUGCGGAUAAAAAGCUAGCGAGGGAAGUCAUCUUGCCUUUAGCAGAAAGAAUGGUCCUAAAGUUUGUGAGAGAAGGGAAAAUGGAGGCGGAGCAGGAGGUGCAGCUUUACUUGAUGAUUUUGGAGCUGCAGGACAAAAACGAGGAGAUAUUGAACGUACUGUCUAGUCCCUUAGCUUCGCACCUUUCGCACGUGUCGCAACGAAAGGCUAUGAUAUUAGUGAAACUAGAGCGGUUUACCGAAGCUGCUGAUGCAUAUCGCGAACUUAUCAAAGAAAACAUUGAUAAUUGGGCAUUUUAUCAAAAUUACCUUUUGGCGGCCUUAAAGUUCCAACAACCGGCAGAAUGCUUGGAUUUUUUUAACAAUAUCAUUAAAACCUCUGAAAAGAAAGUACGCGCGCCAUACUUGGCCCGCUUAGAAUUAAUAAAACGUACCCGUACUGACGAAGACCUACAGUGCAGUUCGCAACCUGUGGACUUCAUGCGCCAAUAUUUUUCCCAAUUCGGAGAGAAAGGCUGCGUAGUCGGUGAUUUACAAUUGUAUCUGGAUCUACUUACGCCCGAGGCCAAGUUGGAAUUACUCGAAAAGAUUGAAGAAGACAACGGCGUUAAGCCGGACGAGUGUCCAACUACCGUGAAUCAAAUGCAGAAGCACAUUCAUUGGGAACAAUUGCGGCGUAUCUGUGGCUUCCACCAUCCACCUCUGACGGAUCGAGAUAAACAGGAACAAUUGAUAAAGCGAUUAUACGAUUUGUAUAAAAAGGGUCUCAAGUUGUGUCCGAUGCAAGACAGGCUGCCAACGGACUUUUGUCCGGCAGAUCCGUAUAUUUUGUUAGCUUCGCAUCUCCUGCAUCAGUUAUGGACUGAAACUAGUGAUGCAUCCUUUCUUUAUAGAGCAAUCUCGAUUUUGGAAUACGGUCUCCUGUCGAGUCCUGUAAAUUUUCACAUCAAAAUCUUGCUCGUGCGUAUGUACCUAGAAGUUGGUUUGGUGAUCGCGGCCGAUCACAUAUUUACAUUGCUCGAUGUAAAGCAUCUUCAGCUGGACUCACUGGGUUAUCUCUAUGCGCCUCUUCUCGCACCUCUCGGUAACUUGCCUCUGGCCUCGACCACUCUUGAUCAUACAACGAAAUUUUUCAUGAGCAACUACAAGGACAGCGCGGAUCAUCUGACGUUUGCGUAUAAAUACGGGAGCUUUAUAAAGAUCCAGGAGUUCGUCGACCUGAGAGAACGCUUGGAGAACUCGCUCCACUUCGUUAUGACGACCGUGGACAAGAUGCUGCUCGAGUUGUGCUGGUGCGACAGCACUGCUUCCUUCUUCUCUUGUCUGAGCGCUAUGCACAUAAUACCUCAGUACGAUACGAUCAGAUGGACAGCUCUACGCGAUAAUCGCGAUUUGGAGGUCGUUCGCGGGUGGGAGCCGAUGAGUCAGUGCGAGAAGGAUCCAAGGAUGCGGGGCGAUACAAGUGCGUGCAUGCUACGACUUCUUUCAGCGAGGAAUCUAAUAUUGCGGACUUUGGCGGCGGCCGCCGAGCCGACUCCUGAUUUGUUCAUUCAACUGGCCAACGAGCUUACCACGAUAGACCAAGAUAUAAUCCCAUCGUUAUUGGAGGGGAUGCAAAAGGGCGAUAGGAAGGAUAAACCGUGCAACAUACUGGCUCCGAUGGAUGCCUACGAGAGAUUACGCGAAGCUCAUUACUCCGAGCAGCUCAAGACUAUAGCGUGCCUUUUGACAUCACUUUCUCGCUCUCAAUGCCCGGACUUCGAUUGCAUAGAGACACUGCGAAAGUCCCCCUGCUUGCAGCCAUUGCCCAUCCCGGAACGGGACACGCCGGUGUCCUUCAAAAGCUUCUUGUUCAGAGCCUCAACUUGCAGCGAAUCCCUGGCGUUCGUCGGCAUCAUAUGUAGCGCGUACGCGAUGCAAUCGGAACCGCGCACUUCGCAGAAGAAGAAUAAAAAGAAAUACAACAAGAAGAUCGAAGCGAACGGAAUAAACGGUUCUAAUGAGACAAAGACUUGGAGGGAAGUAGCUGCGAUGUUAUCGGAGAAAGUUGAAAAGUUAGACGCGGUCUUAACGGAAUUUGAGAAAUUUGAGGUGUACACGGGACUGGACGAGAAGGACGAAGUAUGCGCGAACAUCGUGAAAAGCGGACAAGUGAGCCUCAGCCAAAGUUGCAGAUCUCUGAAAUCUCGCACUCAGUCCAUAUUAAGGCUUCUAAGUACUUUAAAGAGCUGAAACUACUCGACAAUAUUUGUACAAAGACUAUCUGUAUCCGUUUACUUAACAAUUUUCAAAAGUGUCCGGAGAAUUCUGUACAUAAUUCUUAGUCCCAAUCGAUUAUAAAUAAUGAAUGAAUUUAAUGUCGAUUAAAAUACUUGAGCCUACUUUCAUUUGCGUAAAGGAUGAUUCGCGAUCAUUUCGGUACAUCAUCAUUUGAUCAACUUGUACGUUUACAGCUAACGAUACGUAGCGCCAGGAAAUGGAUGUAAAAAUACGCACAAUCGCAAAUUCUUUAGUUUCUAGAAUAUUUACACGCAGAAGAGGCAACAUCACUGUCCCAUAUCGAUUCGAAGUUCGGUUCAUAUAUUUCUAGUUACGCGCUAUUCUUUAUGAAUUAAUUUUAUAUACCAUGAAUAACGCUGACUGUUCCUGCACGGACCAAUGCCAUAUUUUAUGAGUUACUUCUUAUUUCUCUUUGACGUUUCUACACUGUAUAGAAGGCUAAAAAUUAUUUUAAAAAGUAAGGUUUGAGUAACGUGGAUGGAUAGUUGAUUGUAAUUUCUGCUCAUCUCGGAUCAGUAAUGACGAAUCACUUGCUGCACUGUUUGCGGAGAAAUAAAUUGUUGACACGAGUGCAAUCGAUCAUCGAUCAGAAAAUUGUUUUGUAUCUUACUUUUCUGCUUAAAAUCGAGAAACGAGUAUCAAAUUUUUUUAAUGUCCACUUGGACAUUAACAAUACAAUCAAUCAAUCCGAGACCGUUUCUCGCGUUUUAACGAGAACACUUGAUAUUUGUGUUCCACUCGUUCGCAACGACAUUCUUGUGGCAAAAACUAGCGCGAUAAUAAAUAACACUGUUUAUUAAAGAAUACUGUUCAAUAAUAAAAUGUUUAAUAAUAAA
This is a messenger RNA of Ooceraea biroi (clonal raider ant), 3918 nucleotides long. It is a transcript of the gene psidin, whose product is annotated as phagocyte signaling impaired. The record is from RefSeq and is a predicted model, not a curated record. Gene Ontology annotation, biological process: N-terminal peptidyl-methionine acetylation. Lineage: Eukaryota; Metazoa; Arthropoda; Insecta; Hymenoptera; Formicidae. Gene Ontology annotation, cellular component: NatB complex; cytoplasm. Gene Ontology annotation, molecular function: protein binding.